Nicotiana tabacum (common tobacco) is the source of this 1026-nucleotide messenger RNA. The record is from RefSeq and is a predicted model, not a curated record. NCBI's taxonomy places the organism in Eukaryota, Viridiplantae, Streptophyta, Magnoliopsida, Solanales, Solanaceae.
AUGACCACAAUUCGAUGUCUUUUAAGCAUAGCAGUUAAGAGGAAUUGGAUUUUACACCAACUCGACGUCAAUAAUGCCUUUCUACAUGGCGAUCUGGACGAAGAGGUUUACAUGAAAUUUUCUCCUGGUCUGGCAGCUCCCCUUUCACACGUGUGUCGACUUCGGAAAUCACUAUAUGGACUUAAACAGGCAUCACGCCAAUGGUAUGCUAAGUUAUAUUCUGCUUUAGGGACUAGAGGAUACACUUCAUCUUUGAAUGAUUACUCUUUCUUUUUUAAGACUUCUGGGAAUCUCAUCACUAUUUUGGCCAUCUAUGUCGACGACAUCUUAAUAACUGGGAACAAUCAAGAAGAUAUUGAUGAAACCAAAUAUUUUCUUGAUACCGAAUUUAGAAUAAAAGACUUGGGAGAAGCUCACUACUUCUUGGGUUUGGAGCUUCUUCGAGAAUCUGGAGGAUUAAUCAUCACUCAACGAAAAUUUGCUCUAGAACUUUUCGCUGAGUUCGAUUGUUUAGAAGAACGACCAGCCUCAAGCACGUUGGAUCCAACUAUCAAAAUUUCAGCUAAUUGCGGCACUCCUUUGAAAGAUCCUACAAUAUAUCGGCGGCUCUUAGGAAAGUUGAAUUUUUUGAUGAAUACCAUACCAGAUAUCUCAUUUGAUGUUCAAACUCUAAGUCAACAUAUGCAAUCCCCUUGCACUGGGCAUUUUCAGGAAGCUCUAUAUACUCUAAGAUAUCUAUGUGGAGACCCAGGACUUGGAUUAUUCAUAUCUCUGGAUCCCUUUUUUCAGCUCUUGGCCUAUUGCGAUUCCGAUAGGGCAUCUUGGUCCGAUAUACAACGAUCUAGCAUUCCACAGAUUCCUUGGAGGUGCUCGCGGAUUCUUUCAUCAAGGCUCAUGCCGGUGCCUAAAGGUGCAGGCCCGAAAGACCGACAUAUUCAGGAUCGCGCACGGAGAGUCCGAGUUAUUAUGGGAGUACGUCACCCGGUUCUAGAAGGAAAAGAUGUUACUACCGGCGGUCCCGAAUGA